Culex quinquefasciatus (southern house mosquito) is the source of this 442-nucleotide messenger RNA. RefSeq names its product AT-rich interactive domain-containing protein 2. Gene Ontology annotation, molecular function: DNA binding. The record is from RefSeq and is a predicted model, not a curated record. NCBI's taxonomy places the organism in Eukaryota, Metazoa, Arthropoda, Insecta, Diptera, Culicidae. The transcript is spliced from 2 exons. Bases 13 to 420 code for a protein of 135 amino acids. Gene Ontology annotation, cellular component: SWI/SNF superfamily-type complex.
CAGCAGCAGCGGAUGGUGGGUGGUGCCGGUGCGGGACGAGGUCGAGGGGAAAGUUGGUUUUCAAAAAAGGACAAGGCCAGCUUCCUGCAGGACCUGCAGCUGUUUCACGACCGGAAUUGGACGCAGUUUAUGCGGUUGCCGAAGAUCGGAGGUCGGGAUGUGGAUUUGCACCGGUUGUAUUUGGUGGUGGUGGCCAGGUGGACGAAAUUGAAGUUUAAGCAGAUUUACAUCCGCUUUUCGAACAAGUACGAUAAAGUAAAUUUUAACGGUGAGGAGAAGGAUCCGACGGAAAAGGGAAAUGACGAGAAGCGCCAUAAUCGGAGGUGGUCAGCGCGGAUGUUGCACUCGGUGCCGGCGGUUUACGACAAUCAGCAGCAUUAUGUGCCGGAAGUGAUGACGGGACAGUGUGGGAUGUCCUGAGGGUCCACAGUCCAUUUCUCGU